Messenger RNA from Indicator indicator, 4065 nucleotides. It is a transcript of the gene RPGR, whose product is annotated as retinitis pigmentosa GTPase regulator. Gene Ontology annotation, cellular component: photoreceptor outer segment. Gene Ontology annotation, molecular function: ubiquitin protein ligase activity. The record is from RefSeq and is a predicted model, not a curated record. Lineage: Eukaryota; Metazoa; Chordata; Aves; Piciformes; Indicatoridae. Gene Ontology annotation, biological process: protein ubiquitination; ubiquitin-dependent protein catabolic process; visual perception.
AUGGGGCGCGGGGGCGACCGCCCGCCGCCAGCUGCCAUGGCCGAGCUCGCCGUGGAGGACGAGCUGCCGGUACCCGAAUCAGGUGCUAUUUUCACAUUUGGAAAAAGCAAAUUUGCAGAAGAUGUUCCUAGCAAGUUCUGGUUCAAAAAUGACAAGCCUGUACUUAUAUCAUGUGGAGAUGAACAUACUGCUAUUGUCACAGGCAAUGGUAAGCUCUACAUGUUCGGCAGCAACAACUGGGGCCAGUUAGGACUAGGAUCAAAGACCACUGUCAGCAAACCAACAUGCGUUAAAGCUUUAAAACCAGAAAAAACAAAACUUGCUGUUUGUGGAAGGAACCACACUUUAGUUUACACAGAAAAAGGAAACGUGUAUGCUGCUGGCGGUAACAGCGAAGGUCAGCUGGGCUUAGGUGACACAGAGGAAAGGACCACCUUUCAUUUAAUUACUUUUUUUACCAACCAGCACAAGAUCAAACAGCUAGCAGCUGGAUCGUACACCUCAGCAGCAGUAACUGAGGAUGGGCAGCUUUUUGUAUGGGGUGACAAUUCAGAAGGUCAGCUUGGCUUGGCUGAUGAAGCCUGCGUCCAUGUCCCUUGUCAAGUGGAUGUUGGAAAACCUGUUUCCUCUGUAUCCUGUGGAUAUUACCACUCUGCCUUGAUAACAGGAGAUGGUGAGCUCUAUACUUUUGGAGAACCUGAGAAUGGGAAAUUGGGAUUAUUGCCUGAACAACUGAAGAACAAUAGGGUUCCACAACCUGUACUGGGAAUUAUGGAAAAGGUCAAUAAGGUUGCUUGUGGUGGAGAACACACAGUGGUGCUGACAGAGACAGAUGUCUAUACUUUUGGACUUGGACAACAUGGGCAGCUGGGACAUGGCACUUUUAUUUUUGAAACUCCAGUACCAAAGUCUGUGAAACACUUGAGGAGGCAUAAAAUAUGUAACAUCACAUGUGGAGAAAGUCAUACUGCUGUGAUAGCAGAGAACGGCCUCAUGUUUACCUUUGGAGAUGGGCGACAUGGCAAGUUAGGCCUUGGAGAAGAGAAUUUUACAAAUCAGUUUGAUCCCACUCUGUGUUAUAAUUUCUUGAGGUUCACAGUCCUUUUGGUUGCUUGUGGUGGUUGUCACAUGCUAGUUUUUGCUGCUCCAAGACCUAAAGGAUCUGAAGAAGUACUCUUAGAAGAUUUAUAUGAGAGACAUUUGAGUGCUACUAUCUCUAAAACAAGCGGAGAGUCUCUACUAACAAACACCUUACAGCUUACAUCAGCACGAAUGCGACGUCGAGAGAGGGAAAAGUCACCAGAACAGUUUACUCGAAUGGCACAAACACUGCCUCCACUAGGAGAAAGGUUCUUGAAGUCUUCACUGCCUGUGACUAGCAACACCAUCCCAUUCCUGUUUUCUGCAACAAGCCUUCCUAAAGCUGAACCCAUGAAGGACAGAGACCAUGAAAAAGAAAAGAAUCAUCAUAAUGAUAAACGUAGCAGAGACUCUGGAGAAGAAGAUUCAGAUAAUGAAAAUGACAGACACCUUGGAAAUACAACUGACAUCCUAAAUAUGACCCAUGCAAUGAAAUUGAAUCCCAGUGACCAGUCCUUGACAUUAUCACCACUCCAAAAACAAAAGGUACUGUUUUCAAGCUUCUGCAUCAGAAGCUUUUCCAAGGAAGGGUGGAGGAAGAAGAACACUAAAAAUGUGAAACUGAAAAGAGAUGGUAAGGGUGGGCUGAAAACCAAGGAUUCUGGUUUCUCGAAGGAGGGCUCAAAAUUAGACUUUCUCUCUUUACAAAAGCAGCCUUCAUUUUCAGAGUCACUGGGACAAGAUUUAGAAAACAGUAGUGCCUUUGUAGGGAAGCCUGAGGCCAAAAAAAACACAAUGAAAGGGACAUCUGAGCACGCACCAAGUGUUAGUACUUUGAAAAACGGAGUUCAACAAAUUACUAGGGACAAACGCAGAUUAGUGAAAAGGGAAAAAGAACAUGCAGAAAAUCCUGAGUUUGUCAGAGAGGAUGCAACUUAUAAUCCCCCCACCCAAAACCAAAUUUUGACUGAAAAACCAAGUUCUUCCAGUAAAAAGUCAAAAGCAGUUAAAACUAACCAAUCACUUCAAAUAAAUGUACUCCCUUCUGAAUCCAGGGCUCAGCCCCAGACUGAUUCAUUAGUUGCACAAAAACACAAUCCUGUUAGAAAGCAAGAACAGCAAGAAGCAGUAGAAAGUCCAAAAGAAAAAAAGGAUGGUGUUGAAAAGUCUGAUAAAUGUGUCAGAGGAGAAGAAAGUGAAGAGAAAAAAGGAUUAAAAAAGAAGGAUCAAGUUUUGAUGCAAGUAGCUGUGACUAUGUCAUCAUCUUCAACUGAGGAAAGUAGCAAUGAUCUUACAAAAUACAUACUUAAGAGCAGGGUAGAAGAAGAGGACUACUAUGAAGGCAGACAGAUCCACAAGGCAAAGAAAACAGUAGAAAAAGCAAAAGGUGUGGAAUUAGAAAAAGAAGACAGUGAGAUUGAGGAGAUUCCAGCUACAAACAAUGAGAAAGUAUAUGUAGAAAAGUCUGAUGUAAAGAGCUUGAAUGAGGAAGAAACAAACUCUGAAGCUAAAUCUGGUAAUGAUGGGCACUUAGAAAUGAAGAAUGAGGAGGAAUCUAAUCAAGAGCAGGAGAGUGGAAGCAGUGAAAAGAGUCAAAAAGCAAAACCAGAUGAAACAGUUGACAGUGAAUGUGAACUAGGGGAGGAAGAAGAAGAGAGUGAGGUUAAAAAUGGUAGAGAUGAAGUUUCAGUAGAAAAAGAUGAAGAGGAAAAAGAUGAGGAAGAUAAUGAAAGAGAGGAAUCACAGGCUGAAAGAGACAGUGAGAAUGAGGGUGCAGAAGAGACCGAGAAGAUUAAUCAGGAAGACAGUAAAGAGCAAGGAGAUGAGGAAGACAGGUUGACAGAGGAAGAGGAGGAGAAUAUGGAAGAAGAGGAGGAGUGUGCAAAAGAGGAAUACACUGAAAAAGAAAAGGAGGAACAAGUUAAAAGUGAAGGAGGAGAUGAGAGUGAGGAAGGUGAAGACAGAGUGGGAGAGGAAGAAAAAGAGGGGGAGGAAGAAAAAGAGGAGGAAGAAGGAAAAGAGGGGGAGGCAGAAGAGGAAGGAGAAGAUGAAAAGGAAAAUGAAGAAAGCAAAGUAAGGGGUACUAUAAAAGAUAAAGAGGGUGAAGAGGGUGAGUUAGAGGCAGGGAAGGAAGAAGAAGAGGUAUCUGAAGAAGAACAGGAAGAACAAGAUGCAAAUAGGAAGACUAAGGAAGUGGGGAAGAAUGGAGUGGAAGAAGAAGGAAAAGAGGGGGAGGCUGAAAUGGAAGAGGAAAGAGAAGAUGAGGAUGAGGAAGAGGAAGGAUCAGAGGCAGAAGCAGAAGAGGAAGAGGGGGCAAAAGAUGAAAAAAAGGAAGAGGAGGACUGGGGAAAUGAAGAGGAAGGGGAACAAGAUGAAGAAGAGGGAGAAGGGGUAGAAGAUGAGGGAGUAGAGAAGGAAGAAGAGGGUGUUGAAAAGGAGGAAGAGGGAGAAGGAGAAGAGGAAGAGGGAGGAGGAGAAGAGGAAGAGGGAGGAGGAGAAGAGGAAGAGGGAGGAGGAGAAGAAGAAGAGGGAGGAGAAGAAGAGGAAGAGGGAGGAGAAGAAGAAGAAGAGGGAGGAGAAGAGGAGGAAAAUGAAGGAGAAGAAGAGGAAGAAGAAGGGGAAGAGAAGAAGAGGGAGAGGAGAGAGGAGGAAGAAGGAGGGGAAGAGGAAGAGGAGGAAGAAAAUGAGAGGGAGGAGGAAGAGGAUGAGAGAGAGGAGGAAGAAGAAGAGGAAGAGGAUGAGACAGAGGAGGAAGAAGAAGAGGAAGAGGAGGAAGAGGAAAAAAAAAAAGAUAAAAGAAAAAGGUAUAAUAAUAAGCUUCAACAAAAGAAAAGCAAAACCAGGAAGCCAGGGAAGACAGAAAGUCCUGCUUUACCAAACAGCUCUAAACAAAAAAUGAAGUCCAAAGAACAUGUAGCAAAUGGUUUACAUAAUUCAGAACAAUUUUGGAACAAUGUGCUACCUCAUUAUUUAACACUAAAGUAG